Messenger RNA from Rotaria sp. Silwood2, 372 nucleotides. Lineage: Eukaryota; Metazoa; Rotifera; Eurotatoria; Philodinida; Philodinidae. The record is from the annotation of a GenBank genome assembly.
AUGGAAGAAACAGGAGCUGCGAGAAAAUCAGUGAGAGAUUUUCAACAGAAACCGAAGCGUCCUAGUUCACAACUUUCACUUGAUCGUAGUCCUAAAAUGACAACAAGAAUCAUACAACACUUUGCAAGUAAAAAUUUUUCUAUUUACGUACCAGACUUUUCUUUUAUCAUGUGCUUGAUAUAUGUUCCAGGUAAAACAGAUGUCGACUCUCGAUCAAAUCGUCAUAAACAGAAACGAUGUGUAUUCUGUCAUAUGAAUAAAGUUCGCACAAUGACUAUCUAUCAAUGUCAAACUUGUGAUGGACAACCAGGCUUUUGUUUUCCUGAUUGUUUUGAAAAAUUUCAUAUUAUUUCACGUAAAAAUAAUCAAUAA